GACUUUUUUCGCAGAAUUUAAAUAUUCUUAUAAUAAUGGUCAAAGUAUAUUUAGAGCAUUUAAGGAUUUAUAAGGGUGGGAACAAAAAUACUUUCUUCAUCACCACAUCAAUUUGCCAAGACUUUUUUGCCUUAAAUAGUUAUAUUUCUAUAUAUUAUACACCUCUUUAAUAAAUAUUGACCAGAGUAUCCCUCUUUGCAUCCCAAUAAUUCAUUUUUUGUCACUGUUGAACAGUCUAGGGGUGCUCUGUUCACUUUGGAGUAAAUAAUGGUUCAAACUUAAAAGAGGAAUUGAACCACAGAGAGAGAGAGAGAGAGAGAGAGAGAGAGAGUUAAAGAUGCUUGCAUUUCUUAGCUUUUCUGCAAACUGGGUGUUUUCUGAAAUUCCAGUAGAUUUCAAUGACAUUCUACAAACUUACCAUGGGUAGAUAUGGGGUGGCUAUGAAUUCAUGUUAUUCUUUGAAUUGCAUUAGCAAAAACCAUGCUCCUAAGAAGCUCCUCCACCCCAAUUCUGGGCUCCCUCCAUUCUUCCUCAUCAGAUAGCCCCAAAACUUUUGAGACCAGUUCCAAGCCUUCUUGUUCUGAUUCUUCGAAGAAACUCUUCUUCAAUGGAGGCCACCCCGAUUCCAUCUCUCUCCAAGGUGUGAGAAGAACACUCUCAGAUAGCAAUCUGCAUGGGCUUAUAUCCACUGAUCUCGAUACAUUUCACAGCAUAAACCCUACGAAAACACGGAAUUUCCCUCACUCCAAACUCCAAACAAUUCCUUCUUUCUCUUUCUACAACAAGAGAGAUGAAACAGAUGAAGCAGCAGAAGAAGAAAACGAUGAUGAAGAAGAAGAAAAAGAAGAAGAUGAAGAGAGUGGGGUUCAGCUUAACAAUUCAAUACAGAGGACUGUUACCAUUGGAGGUGAUAUCAAGCCACUAGAGAGAGAUUUUAGCUUUUCGAAGGUGGGUCUGCAGAAGUUUGGAGAGUUGGGUCUUGUCGACGAGUUGGGUAGAGAGAGAAUGAAGGAUCCAAGUUCGUUAAGUGACACUGGGCCUCUAUUUUUGGCAGUGGGGUUAGGCAUAGAAGGGGUAAUUCCUAAUACUACAACUGCCAUGGCUGGGGGGAGUGGUGUUGAUAAUUUUCAGAGAAGUGAUGAUGAAGGGACUGAUCUUGAGAGGUAUUACCAGAAGAUGCUUGAAGAGAUUCCUUGCAAUCCUUUGAUCCUGAGGAACUAUGCUCAGUACCUGUACCAGUGUGAUACAUAUACUAUGGCUGACCCAGCAAUUGACCAAGGAGUUAAGCCUGAGCUCUUGUACAUGCAAAGCGAUCGCGUCAAUACCGAUGUUUGGAAAGGAGUGAUUGGCAGAGUACAACGCACGUUGCAACACCUGGAUUCAGCAUUGGCUGCUGAUGAUUUGGGACCCAACACCUUAAAACACGUAAUGGCUGCCCAUUGGGAGCUGACCUUGCAGGCAGUAGAGGAGGAAGCAAAGCAAACGGGGUCUGGCUCUGACGAGCAAGUGCAUGCAGCCAAGGAGGUCGCUAGGGAAGAGGUCUCCAUGCCCGAGGCCGCGGAGGCAAAUAAAGAGACCCCCAUGCUUGAGCCUGUAGGGGAAGUUGGAGAGGAGCCACGAUUCAAUCUCCCACCGCGAAGGGGUCCAAGCACUAUCCUACGCCGAUCUGGCAAGCGUCCUAGCCGCCUUGAUGAAGGGUCUAGUUAUGGAAUUCCGAUUGCCUGAGCGAGGACAAAACAGUAUAUGCUGACACAUCCAACAAAAUAAGGAUCAAGGGAGACCAUCACAGAGCAGAGGAGUUUUAUUCAAGAGCCAUACUUUCAGAGCCUGGAGAUGGUGAGGUUCUCUCUCAAUAUGCUAGACUGAUAUGGGACCUUCAUCAUGAUCGAGAAAGGGCAUCAAGCUACUUCGAACAAGCAGUACAGGCUGCUCCUUCUG
This is a messenger RNA of Amborella trichopoda, 1938 nucleotides long. The record is from RefSeq and is a predicted model, not a curated record. Lineage: Eukaryota; Viridiplantae; Streptophyta; Magnoliopsida; Amborellales; Amborellaceae.